This is a messenger RNA of Symbiodinium sp. CCMP2592, 1299 nucleotides long. Lineage: Eukaryota; Dinophyceae; Suessiales; Symbiodiniaceae. The record is from the annotation of a GenBank genome assembly.
AUGAUCAGCCCAGCUUACGGCUGGCACACACCCCCGUGCCCGCGGGUAGCAGUGUCACCGGCAAGAGCUUCUCCGGUAGUGCGGCCACCUGUUGUGGGCAGCGUCAACAGCAGCAGCAGUGGCAGCAUCCAGUCCGAUGUUACGAGGGCGCACCCGCCGGUGCUAGCACAGGCGCCACGGAACUGGACUCCACCUCGUCCAGCUGCUGAUGCGGCUUUCGUGCAGGUGAGCAGGUGGAAGCCGGCAGAUUCUGGGGCAGAGACAGCAAGGGAGUCAGGUUUACAGUGGCUGCUGAGGAACGCAGCACCAGGUACGAUUCCAGCGCCAAGCUACAGCCUGACGGAAAGGUACUCGCACCGGCCUUGGACCAUCCAAGAUGCCAUGGCCUUGAAAUGCCUGGAGACGCCAAACCUGGACUAUGCCUCGCAGCGUGGACCGGGACAUGAGGUCCCUGCGCCCCAAUCCCAAGACCAGUCCAGCAGCAUGGACCAUGCUUACAGGCACAGCCCCUCGGGGCACGCCUACGCCGGGGAAGAUGCAUUCACGGCAGUUGCAGCUGCAGUGAAUGCGGCAGCCGGCCAUUUCCAGUCCGAGGCUUCUUACAGCAAGCUCGGCACGGAUGAAAUGCCGGGCACCUGUGGGGAGCUCCUGGAGCUCCUCGGAGCCAUCGCCUCCGCAUCCCGGCGCCAAAGCGAGGCGGCUGCCCGACUUCAGGAGCGCGUGGCUUCCCUAGAGACCAGCUCGGCGCGUCUUCGAGAGGAGCUCACCGCUUCCAAAGCAGACUUGCGAGAAGCCGAGAGCCAGCUCCAGGAGAGCCGCGCGGAAGCCUUGGCUGCAAAGGCGGAAGCCAGCCUCACUGCCGAGGCCGAGCUGACCCAGGAGAAGCAGAAGUGCCAGGAGCAUCGCCAGGAGACGCGUAGGCUGCGCAUCCAGCUCGAGCGCCUGGAGGAGCGCGAAGAAGAGCUCCAGGCCAGUGCGGAACGAGCUCAGCGACGGGAGCGUCAGCAAGAUGAGCUCGUUGCAGACCUGAAGCAGCAGCUUCACACUUUGAGGGAGGCGCGACAUCAGGAGGAGAUGGCGGAAGUUAUCCUUGCAGCUGCACAGGAGGUGAACCUGCUGCCGAAGACAAGUGCUCAGACUUCUCCUCCACCACGACCGCCACCCACCGUACGGCCUUUGCUCUCCCCUUCUGAGCGCCUGCUGGUUUCCUCCGGGUCGACGGAUCUGCAGAGCCCGCCACCGGAGGCACAGCGCCGAGCCGUGGCUUUGCAGCUCGGCCGUGGGUUUCUAUCUGUUUAG